This is a messenger RNA of Dovyalis caffra, 1872 nucleotides long. The record is from the annotation of a GenBank genome assembly. NCBI's taxonomy places the organism in Eukaryota, Viridiplantae, Streptophyta, Magnoliopsida, Malpighiales, Salicaceae.
AUGGAAAGUAUUUUUGAGUUUCAGGGUAAUCCCAUUCGUGCCCUCACCGAAUCAAUCUCAUUCGGGAGAUUUAUGUCAGAAUCUUUGGCUUGGGAAAAGUGGUCAACCUUUAGUCACAAUCGCUACUUAGAAGAAGUUGAGCAAUUUUCCAAGCCAGGUUCCGUUGCCCAGAAGAAAGCAUAUUUUGAGGCUCAUUACAAGAAGAGGGCUGCCAUGAAAGCAGCAGCCUUGCUUGAGCAAGCAAACACUGCAUCUAACAGCGCUUCUGAAGUAGAAGCUGCAGACGAGGCUCCCAGCACCUCUCGUGUUAAUUUGGAAUUUUCCAAAGCAACCAAUGAUAUGAUCAUCAAUGAACAAGAUGAGGGGGUGGAAGGAGAUGAAGAGAAAGGAGAAAAAAAUGUUGAGGUGGAAAACUCUAUUCAGUUGGCAAAUUCAAAACAGAUUGAAAAUGCUGAAGAGUGUGACAUUACUGUGGCCAUGCCACAAGAGAAAAUGCCCGAAAAGGUAAGUUGUCAUUCCAAUCAGGAAACUGCUGAAAAAGAGAAUGUAGCUUUACCAAAUAAUAAAAGGCAAACGAGUUCUUCAUCAAAAUCAUCAAGUCAGAGUAGAGCAUCGAAUCUGCCAAAGUCUUCUGCCAAAAUGUCAAGUUCCACAAGACUAAGAGCUGAAACUAAUGCUACUCCAAACAGUAAGAAGUCUGCCGGAGAACUGGUGGAUAAAAAGAGAGUAACUCCAAAAUCUAUCUAUAUGUCAAUCAAUUUUGCUUCUAGUUUGCAAGACAGCAGCAAUAAAAGUUCUCACAGAGUAUCUAAAGACAGAUCCACUAUUCCAGAUAAUCCAACCAGGGGAUCUGUCCAUGGUGUAUCAAAGCUUCUUCCUUCAAUAUUUCGGCAUUCACAAGAUAGAAGAACUAAUUCAGAGCUCAACAAGUCAGUUUCAGGAAAAAUUACAGUGGGUGGAAUAUCCGAGACCCUCUCUUCAGAUAUUACAGCUCCUCGAAAUCUUCAAGUGCAAAAGGAAGCAAAUCUCGACCUCCACUUAUAUCCUCUCCAUUUAGCUUUAGAAAAGCUAGGAGAGAAAAACAAUGCAAAGGAGGGCACAGAACAAAAGCAUCUGCAAGCAAGACCUAAGGAGAAGGCAGAGUAUGACCUUAAGAAACUAAGGCAGAGUGCUGUCUUCAGAGGUAAAGCAAGUCAUGACUUGCAUCGGGGACUACAGUCUCCAAACAAUUCAAUGAAGAAGGUUCGUCUUGUAUUUAUAUUCAUGACUUCUCUAUGGAAUGAUGUUGACUUCACAGUGAAUGGGGCGCGUAUCAAGCUGCUAAAAUUUGCUAUCUAUCAUGUUUUGCAGAUCCCGUUGACACGACCUCGAUCGCCGAAACUUGGAAGGAAAUCAACCCCCAAUGUGACACGGGAAGCAAGUCUUCAACUUCAUCAAAGACCUUCAGUUAAUGCCGAAAACUCCAAGGCUGUUAUACAGAAAAGUAACCAUAGCUCAACUCGCUCAGUCACACUGCUACCAAAGAAGAAAGCACAUGAGAAUGCUUCUCCAAAUAUCCAGCGGUUUGGCAAUAGAAUAGAAGGCCUUGUUCGUUCCUUCCAUGUUGAUAGUGCUGUAAAUGGAGUUAGCUUUACAUUAAUCAAGCAUAGAACGGACACAGCCAUUCCAGUUAAAGCAUCAAUUCGAUGUGCGAAGAUCAGAUUUCAACUCCCAGCAGCUAAUUGCAGCAUACGGCACAGAGUAAUGCAGGUACCAGUUGAGACAGACAUGAAAGGGAAGCUUAUUAUGCUUAAUGUUUGUCAUCACUCCUAUUAUACAUGUUUUCAACAUCCAAGACCAGAUGGAAAAGAUAAUAUCCCAACCCAGAGUUGA